AUGGACGAUUUAAACGAAUACAGCCAAGAAGCUCAAGAAGACAUAACGCCUCUAAUAACAUUUAAUUCUCGACGGGAGACUCGGCAAUUACGUUUUUCAGACGAAACUCAACAAGAACAAGAGAAAUCCCCAUCAUCUCUUGAAACUCCUUCACGAGCUACUCGUUUUCUAUCAAUUUAUGAUGCGGCUAUUCAAUUUCCAACUAUAAAUCUUCGUAAAUUACGAAAAUUACAUAGUCAGGCGAAAGCUGAAGACAAUAUAUCAAUCACAGAAGAAAUAACUGAUGAACUACUUGAUACAAUACCAUUCAAAAUUGAAAUAAUUCCUGAACGACAAGAUGACUUCACUGACGAUAAAAAUCAAUUGGGAAAGAAACGAGAACGACACAAUAGAGAAACUAUGGACGCGUCAAAAGUCAUACCUAACGGUCUGACUGAUGAACGUCGUUUAGAAAUUAUUGAAGAAAUUCUGAAAGAUUUAAGUCAAAAAGAUACAUUCGAUGAAAUUCGUCGAGCGCAUGCCGUUCCAUUUGAAUUGCCAAAAAAUAAUCAAAUACAAAGAAACGUAGCUGAAACUAUCCGAGAUUUAACUGGAAGUGAUAUAGUCAUGCUUAAUGAUCAUAUUUAUAUGAACAAGUUGCGUAGAUUUAUUCAAGAAAAAUAUGAAAAAGAACUGGAAAAAAACUAUAAACGACUUGAAUUACAAGAAAAACGUCGAUAA
Molecule: messenger RNA, 720 nt
Organism: Rotaria socialis
Lineage: Eukaryota; Metazoa; Rotifera; Eurotatoria; Philodinida; Philodinidae
Source: the annotation of a GenBank genome assembly